Molecule: messenger RNA, 2577 nt
Organism: Archocentrus centrarchus (flier cichlid)
Lineage: Eukaryota; Metazoa; Chordata; Actinopteri; Cichliformes; Cichlidae
Product: solute carrier family 26 member 6-like
Exons: 20
Biological process (GO): sulfate transmembrane transport
Cellular component (GO): membrane
Molecular function (GO): secondary active sulfate transmembrane transporter activity
Source: RefSeq, a predicted model, not a curated record
AUGACUCCUUGGGGAGGCCUGGCUCUCUCUGAGUCCUCCUUUACUUCAAUUCCCAAACGAUUUACUCCACAACCCUCUCCGCCUCCAUCCCCAGCCCCUCCUGUUCCUCGGCCAACAGCUGCCCCUCAUCGUGGCAGGAGACGGGAAGAAGACAAAGAGAGCUCAAGCUCAAGUUUUAACUCUGAAAUUCCAUCUCCACCUCUGGCAGUCAUGCAAAACAGCACAGGUGGAGCGGGUAAAGGGUUGCAGGCGAGGAGGAGGAGGGUGUUGCCUCAGCGUCGGGUUUCUCACCCGCCCCGUCUCCCACCGCUUCACCCCGUCACUAACCUCAGUUUCUCUCGGAGCUUCACUUUCUCCUUCUUCGAGCUGCCGCUGCACCAGUCUCCUCGCUGGCGUGCAGAGCGCGUCAGAAACCUCUGUACAAGCAAGAGCAAAGUGAAACUUUAUGCUGUCAGUAAUCUUUGACAGUGAUUUCAGAUGGACCCCGCUGAGCACUCCAGGCAGCCCGAUCUCGCGGACGCCCUGGACGAAGCACGGCUGGAUCUCCUCGGGCAGAGGGUCGAAAAGAAGUCUUUGUCCCUUUUGGAGAGGGUAAAUGCACAAUGUUGGUGCUCUGGUUCCAGGGUAAAAGGACUCCUGCUGAACUUUUUUCCUGUCCUGUCAUGGCUCCCUCGUUACCACAUCAGAGAGAAUGCUCUCAGAGAUCUGAUGUCUGGAAUCAGUGCUGGGAUCAUGCACCUACCACAGGGUAUGGCCAACGCCAUGUUGGCAGGAAUUCCUCCAGUGUUUGGUCUGUACACUUCUCUUUAUCCUCUCAUCAUCUACUUCAUCUUCGGCACUUCCAGGCACCUCUCCAUUGGUGUUUUUGCCGUCCUGUCCAUGAUGAUUGGGACAGUGACAGCUAAUGUGGAGUUGCUUAGCGACGGUGAUGAAGCAGCUGUUGAAGCAGCCAAAGUAAACGCUGCAGUGCAAGUCACCUUCCUUUGUGGUCUCAUACAGCUCCUGCUGUACCUGCUGCGGGGAGGUGUUGUGUGUCACUGGAUGUCAGAUCGUGUAAUCAGAGCCUACACCACAGCAAUAGCUCUGCACAUGAUCAUCCUGCAGUUGCCGCUAAUGACAGGAAUACCAGUACAGAAACAUACUGGACUGCUGGCAUCAGCGAGGACUUUAAUGGAGCUUCUCUAUGGAGUGAGCACUGCUGUAACUGGAACUCUGUUAGUCUCCUUGGUUUCAUUGGUGAUACUCAUUGGAGGCAAACUGCUGAAUGAGCACUUUAAGAACAAGCUGCCUGUCACCAUACCUUGGGAACUUAUACUGAUUGUUCUCAGCACCCUCCUGUCAGUGCAGAUGGAUCUGGCUGGACAGCACAGAGUCCAGGUGGUGGGACACAUACCCAGUGGCCUGUCUCCCCCAGCCCUUCCCUCGCUGUCUCAGUCCAGAGAGCUUUUCAUUCCAGCUCUGUUCUUAGCUUUGAUUGGCUUCAGUUUCCUCUCAGCCAUGGGCUCAAUGUUUGCCAACAGACAUGGCUACUGUGUGGACCCCAGUCAGGAGCUGCUGGCCCUGGGUCUGUGUAACACCGUUGGAGGGAUAUUUCAGUGCUUUGCUGUCAGCGGCUCCAUUACUCGCAGCAUGGUCCAGGAAACCAUCGGCGUCAAAACACAGAUGGCUGGUCUGGUGUCAGCUCUGUUCAUUCUGACAGUCUUAUUGGAGAUUGGUUAUCUAUUUGAGUCGUUGCCAAAGGCAGUGUUGGCAGCGGUUAUUGUGGUGAACCUUCAGGGCAUACUGGCUCAGUUCAAAGAUGUGCGUCUGCUCUGGAAGUGUGACAGAUUAGACCUGCUCGUGUGGGUAGUGUCACUGACGUCCCCCCUCAUUUUUAACCUGGAUCUGGGUCUGAUUGUGGCUGUCGUCUUCUCUCUGGUCACACUUCUCUACAGGAUGCAACACUCCUCCACUGUUGUUCUGGGUCACAUUCCUGGUACAGACUGUUACAGAGAUGUGGGACUCUACCUUGAGGCAAAGCAAGUUCCAGGUGUGACUAUACUCUCAUGUUCCAGCCCGAUUUACUUUGCCAACUCUGAAGUGGUGUUCACAAAGAUCAGACAGACAGUGAAUCGUGGUCAGAAGGAGAAUUCAGCUGGAGUCCACACCACUGCUUCUUCAGGUUCUUCCCCCUCAACCCAGACACAGACACACACUUAUUGCUUGGUUCUGGAUCUGAGCUCAGUCGCCUUCAUGGACUCUGUGGCCAUGACGGCACUUUGCAAGGUUGUAGAGGUUUUGGACAUCCAGGGUGUCAGUGUUUUUCUGGCAGCUUGCCCAGAGAAAGUUUUAUCCCAGCUCCAGACUCAGGGUUGUAUACCCGACAGCCUGCCCCGCUCUUGUGUCUUUCCUUCGGUCCAUCACGCUGUCCAGCACUGCCUCGCCAUCCUGCCCAGGUCUCUGGAGGGAAUCAACUUGGAUGCGAGCGUUUGUUAAAAGGACAUGCAGGAUUAUUAUCCUGCAAAUUGCAGGGCGUAAUCCUGUAUAAAGCAACUCCAAACAAACCCCCAAUGUGGAUGGAACAAUCCCAGCCUCAGU